AUGAACAAAUCACGGAGCAGAUCGAUACCCGUCGUUUUUGCAACUCUUUUCUUAGCCUUGGUGGCGUUCAAAACUCUCUUCCCUGGAGAUGAUCCUUAUCGCUGUCGCGCGGUUCAGAAAACAGGUCGAUGGAUUGACCCGAUUCGUGAUGAGCAUGGAAAUCGGGAUCCGUUUAAGCAAUGGCAGCCUGAUGGAUGUAUCCUCAAUCACUACAACUCGCAAGACAUCCGCAGAUGCACUGAGGGCCGUCCAAUUGUGAUCGUUGGCGACUCGACGUCCAAGAAUCUUGGCCUUGCCAUAGCUAGCAUGCUCGAUAAUAAGCAGUACCAAAAAGAUAAUGCAGCCAGGUUGUAUACCAAGACGACAUCCUUCAACAUGACAUAUCACGGUCAAAGGAUAGAACGCGUCGCAAACGUCUAUCUCUCAUCACAUGGCGUUCCAGGUCGAGAACAGUUCGUCAGCCACCUCGAAACUUAUGCAGAGGAGAAGACAAAGAUUCCAACGAUUGAAGAUCAGAAAGGCCCGGCAUUGAUCUACAUAUCUGCAGGCGCAUGGUAUACUCACCCUCACUAUGGAGGUAUCAACUCUACCGCCCUUGAUCCCUGGGAUGAUCGUUUCUCGGCAUAUCAGGAUCAUCUGUCAAAAGUUGACAAAUUCAUUGGCGAUAAUACACCACAUGAAGAUUGGUUCGGCGCACCGAUGGACCCACGAGAUGGUAUUAGAAACCAGAUCUUUUAUGCACCUCCCGCUGGACCGCGAUACUUGGGUAAUGAUACCGAGAGGAUUAUCGACAGAGGCCGGAGGGCGCAAGAAGUGAUCGAGAUGCAGGAUUGGCUUCUUGAAAAGGAGGAUGACUUCAACAUUCCGUUUGUCUGGUCUAUCGCCAAUCUUGUCGAAGGUCAAGAUAAGAUCUGGCGCGAUCCCCUCCGCACCGGCUUUCAUGUCAAGUUUCACAUCGCAGAGCUUCGAGCCAAUAUUCUUCUCAACAUGAGAUGCAACGCAAAGUUGGAUCGAAUGAAGCCGUAUCCUUAUUCAAGAACGUGCUGUACCGACUAUGGUGUCAAGCCAUUGGUGCAACUUUCCGUUGUGGCAUUUGGAAUCGUGUAUCUGGCUGCUUGCAUCAUUUGCGAGAUGUUGGACAUGUUCGCCGAUCGAAGUCCCGACCAGCCUCGCUUCAAGCUGGUCAACAUGCAAGCCGGAUGCCUUGUACUAGCACUUCUGAUGUGCUACUACGCUGAUCGCACACAGAUGAUGGCAAAGGGUAGCAAGCUUUGGCAACUCAAAGAUUUAGUCGCGCUUUGCAUUCCUUGUAUCGCAAUCAUGUUAGCUACCAUUCGUCGCAUCAAGUCACCUUUUCCAGAGGACCUCUCAGUAGACAUGCAAGAGUCAAACCAACCAUUCCUCUCACGAGGUCAGACCGAUGAGUGGAAAGGAUGGAUGCAGUUCUUCAUUCUCAUAUAUCACUGGACUGGCGCUCACGGCGGUUCGAUCUACGUCUUCAUCCGCGUCUGCGUGGCGGCAUAUCUCUUCCAAACCGGCUACGGACAUACACUUUAUUUCCGGAACAAGAACGACUUCUCAUUCAACCGUGUCGCAGCCACGUUACUGCGCCUCAACAUACUCAGCUGUUGUCUCGCGUACUUUAUGGACACAGACUACAUGUUCUACUACUUCUCCCCUCUCGUGUCCUUCUGGUUCCUCGUCGUUUACGCGACAAUGGCGAUUAGACCAAGGUACAACAGCGAUUUGCAGGUUAUGCUGGCCAAGAUCUGCAUGUCUUGUCUCAUUGUGUCGAUGAUCUUCAUGGGGACGCCUCUUACGCGUUGGGUCUUUGGGAUUCUCAACACUGUCUUCAAGAUCCAAUGGGGUUACAAGCAAUGGUAUCGCCGUGUCACACUCGACAUGCUCAUCGUCUAUGUUGGUAUGCUGACAGCCGUUGCCAACCGGCACUUGAAGAUGCCUAUUCAUCUAGGGCUUCGUGUAACGCUUGCUCUGGCUGGCGUCUUCGCCACGAUACAUUACUUUUAUGCGACUUCAGGUCUCCGUAUGGUUGCAUACGCGAAAUGGCAUCCAUAUGUAUCUCUUGUACCAGUACUAAGUUUUAUCGCCAUGCGGAAUGUCUCGAGCCCUGUUCGCAAUUAUCACUCCAAAGCUAUGGCCUGGCUAGGUCGUUGCUCUUUGGAGACCUACAUCCUCCAGUUUCACAUCCUCCUCGCGGCCGAUACCGAUGGUGUUCUCAUUGUCGAUGGUCUCUUCGGCGAUGGGUCGCUCAUGGGAGACCGAUGGAGGACUCUGGUCAUUAUCGUACCAAUAUUUCUGUGGAUCUGUCACUCGGUUGCUGUUUCAACGGGAUUCAUCGUCAGGAUCAUUAUGCAUCAAGGCGCAGAAGAUGAGAAGCUCGGCAGACUUCGUUUCUGGACUUGGCUGGAAAAGAUCCCAGGCUUCUCAGAUCUCUCAGCACCCAAAAUUAGGGUAAUAUGCAUUUUAUUAGUUAUGUGGCUACUCAAUCUGAUGAGCCCGGGACAUGAGAUCCCGAAAGUGUUUGAUGGUGGACACUCAGUGGUUGAGGCGCCAAAAGCCCCGCUGGAGAUUCCUUACCAAAUAGCGAACAGUAGUGUAUGAGGAAAAGCAUUCUGCUUACUUGGAUCUAUGGUUUGGAGUAUCAAUGGAGUUAUUGCGGAGUUUAUGUAUACAUAGAACGCUGUCGCAUAGCAUUAUCGAUUGAAUAGAGCGCCUUUUUGUUGC
Fusarium odoratissimum NRRL 54006 is the source of this 2745-nucleotide messenger RNA. RefSeq lists its product as uncharacterized. Lineage: Eukaryota; Fungi; Ascomycota; Sordariomycetes; Hypocreales; Nectriaceae. The record is from RefSeq and is a predicted model, not a curated record. The coding region runs from base 1 to 2622 and encodes 873 amino acids. The transcript has 2 exons.